CUGCUAUAAGAUGCUGUGAGGACUGCUGCUGUCUGACUCAUUUACAGCUUUGACACAAGGCCUAUGAGGAUGGCGUCAUUUAAACUGAGGUGCCUUCUGUUUACAAUCUUCCUGCUGGCCUUUCUACAUCUGAGCUGCAACACUGAAGUCAAGCUGAAGACGACGCUGCAAGACUGUCUGAAUGACACAGACUAUGAACUACUGCACGAAACUCUGGACAAAGGCCUUCCGAAAACAGCUAAAACCUAUCAUGUGGCCAUCGUUGGAGCCGGCAUGGCUGGACUGACUACAGCCAAACUCCUGGAGGAUGCGGGAUACAAGGUCACUAUUCUAGAAGCUAGUGAGCGAGUUGGAGGACGAGUUCACACAUACAGGAACGAAAAGGAGGGCUGGUAUGUGGAACUGGGGGCCAUGAGGAUCCCAUCAACUCACCAGAUCCUUCUCUCACUUGUGAAGAAGCUGAAUCUCACAACCAACAAAUUCAUCAUGGACGAUAAGGAGACCUUCUAUUUCGUGAAUGGAAAGAAGAUUAAGAAACAUUUAGUGAACAACAACCCCUGCCUCCUGAACUACAACAUUCCACCUCCUAAGUGCAACAAAUCUGCCCAUGACAUAUUAACUGAAUCAUUGACAGCAGUAAAAGACAUAGUCAGUACCAAAGGAUGUAUGGAAGCACUGAAAAUGUUCGACCACUACACUGUGAAGGAAUAUUUUAUCAAGGAAGCAAAGCUAGACACUGAGACCAUCAGAAUGCUGGGAGAUGUGCUGAAUGAAAACGCCAUCAUGUCACUGGCUCUGUCAGAGAUGAUCUACUUUGAGAACGAUAUUGGUGACGAAGUAGACUAUUCAGAAGUGACUGGGGGAACAGAUCUCAUUCCCACUACCUUAAAGAACACGUUAACUAAGACAGAGGUCAUCUUAAAUGCUGCUGUCAAAGAAAUAGAUCAAACAUCAAACGAGGUCACUUUAAAAUAUCAACUGAACCAAGAAAUCAAGUCUCUUCAGGCUGAUGCGGUCCUGGUAACCACCACAGCCAAAGCAGCUCUCCUGAUGGACUUAAAGCCUCCACUCUCCACUAAUAAGGUUGAGGCCAUGAGAUCCAUCCAAUAUGGAAGCUCCACCAAAGUGGUCUUGACCUUCAGUGAGAAAUUCUGGGAGAGAGAUGGAAUCAAAGGAGGAAAGAGCGUCACAGACCGAGCCUCUCGUUUCAUCUACUACCCAAGCCACAGCUUCCAUGACAACAACAGAACCGGCGUUCUCCUGGCCUCCUACACCUGGGCUGAAGACUCCCAGUUCCUCCUGGGCAUGAACGACACUCAGUUACAAGACCUCAUCAUGAGAGACUUGGUGGAGAUCCAUGGUGAUCACGUCCGGUCUCUCCUCACUGGGAUGGUGGUAAAGAAGUGGAGCCUGGAUUCCUACAGUUUGGGUGCAUUCGCUCUGUUUGGACCCUACCAGCACGUACAGUACGCCAGUGAGCUGUUCAGAAGUGAGGGCAGAAUCCACUUUGCUGGUGAACACACAGCUUUUCCUCAUGCUUGGAUUGAAACAGCCAUGAAAUCUGCAAUCAGGGCAGCUACCAACAUUGCUAAUCAGGCAGAGUCGGUACCAAACAAUGAUGAAAUCAGAGAUGAGCUUUAAGGCCUUUGGUCUGUUUUCGGAGCCAAAAUCUGCAGUUUACUAUUUACUUUCAAUGUUUCUAUAUUAAUAAUCCUUUUCUAUAUCUAGUUUUUAUUUUGUUCUUCGUUCCGCUUAAAUUGUCGUGUGAAGAGUUUUUUGCUACUUUUGUUUUAAGUCAGUCAAUUAAUGCCUUUUGUCUUUCGGUUUGGAAACUUCACAUCUACCGGUAUUUGUUUCUUUUCAUAAUAGCUGAAUCGUGUUAACAAUCUUUUUGUUUUUCUUUAAAGUCUUGUUUUGGGGUGGAUUAAAUUUGGUUGAACUGUA
This is a messenger RNA of Oryzias latipes (Japanese medaka), 1944 nucleotides long. Its product is annotated as L-amino-acid oxidase. Gene Ontology annotation, biological process: amino acid catabolic process. The record is from RefSeq and is a predicted model, not a curated record. Gene Ontology annotation, molecular function: L-amino-acid oxidase activity. Lineage: Eukaryota; Metazoa; Chordata; Actinopteri; Beloniformes; Adrianichthyidae.